Molecule: messenger RNA, 990 nt
Organism: Oryza sativa Japonica Group (Japanese rice)
Lineage: Eukaryota; Viridiplantae; Streptophyta; Magnoliopsida; Poales; Poaceae
Source: RefSeq, a predicted model, not a curated record
UUCCCCACUCUUCUACUCCUAUAUAAGAAGCCCUCUUUCUCUACAUCAUCCUCCUCUCCGACACAGCCCGCGCACCUCCACAGCAUUAGCCAUCAACGACCAGCAUCUCAGCUUUGCUCGCCUUCUCGAAGCUUCUGCUGCCAUGGCGGACCAGCUCUCCGAAGAGCAGAUUGGAGAGUUCAGGGAGGCCUUCAGCCUCUUCGACAAGGACGGCGACGGUUCUAUCACCACCAAGGAGCUAGGAACCGUGAUGCGAAGUCUAGGGCAGAACCCAACGGAGGCGGAGCUGCAGGACAUGAUCAGCGAGGUGGACACGGACAGCAACGGCAACAUCGAAUUCAAGGAGUUCCUGGGCCUGAUGGCGCGCAAGCUGAGGGACAAGGACUCCGAGGAGGAGCUGAAGGAGGCAUUCCGCGUCUUCGACAAGGACCAGAACGGUUUCAUCUCUGCCACCGAGCUCCGCCACGUGAUGGCCAACAUCGGGGAGCGGCUCACCGACGAGGAGGUCGGCGAGAUGAUCAGCGAGGCCGACGUCGACGGCGACGGGCAGAUCAACUACGAGGAGUUCGUCAAGUGCAUGAUGGCCAAGAAGAGGAGGAAGAGGAUAGAGGAGAAGAGGGACCACGACGGCGGCAGCAGGACGAAGAGUGCAGGGCCCUCCGCCGCGCCGGCGAGCAAGCGUGGCCAGAAGUGCGUGAUCCUGUAAUAAUUGAGCCAGCACUGAGAUUCUCAUGAGUCAAUGAGCUACACGAAUGAUGUGUGUUGUUGUAAAAUGGCAAAACAAUUGUGUGGGCGUGUAGUAUGAUGCUCCACUGAAAGAUCGAGAAAUAACACUGGCCAGUGCAAGUUCACAGCCGUAGUCCGUAGUCCGUACGCUGUGGGCCCGUGCCGGCCCAUGGGCAACAGACCAAAACUUACUCUUUCUAUCCUCGUGUUUCCUAAAUUUGGCAGUGCUAAAUUUCAUAGCAAUACUAAAAUCAAAUUUAGUAA